AUGUCAUCUCCAGAAAGCACUGCUGUUAGCGGGAUUCAGGGCUCCCUGAUCAAACUGCACAGCUUUCUUACAGACUCAGACACCAGAAACGCUGCUCUCAUAUGCCAUGAUAUUAUAGGAGACCUGGGUCAGGAAUGUAUGCUGACCAAGAGCGAGAAUGAACUGGUUUUUCAGACAUCCUUGCUGUUUGCUAAAGAAGAGGGACUUCUCAGCUUUCUUCGGAAGUCCCUGAAUAAUGACCAGCUCCAGGAUACCCGGGUGGAUAUUCUCCAUCUGCUGCAUCAAUUCCUGCAGAAAAUGGCAGACAAUGUAAAAGGAUGGGAGAACAACUAUGCAACUGAGAUAAAGGAUGCUUGUCUUGUUGUCUACACGAAGGACAAAUCUGCAAAAUGUAGGGCUCCUGUUAUCGAGUUGCUUAUUAAGAUACUUUAUCUCACCAAGGACUCAAGUGUUGUCCAAGACUUUAAGAUCAGGGAUAUUUUCAACAAGUUCUAUGGGGAGUUAUGUCAAAAAAGCAGGAUUCCUGACACAGUUCUUGGUAAUAUUUAUGAGCUGCUUGGAGUGUUGGGUGAGGUGCAUCCCAGCGAGAUGGUCAACAAUUCAGAUAAACUCUAUAAGGCAUACCUGGGAGAGCUUAAAGUACAGAUGACCUCUGCUACGAAGGAGCCAAAACUUCCUGUUGUUGCUGGUUGUCUGAGAGGGGUCACAGCGCUGAUGGUAAACUUUACCAAAUCAAUGGAGGAAGACCCUGCUACCUCGAAAGAAAUCUUUGAUUAUGCACUGAAGGCUAUUUCCCCACAGGCUGAAAUGAAGCGCUAUGCAGUCCCAUUUGCUGGACUUAAACUCUUCACAAAGCAUGCAGGCCAGUUCAGCAGCUGCCUCAUGGAUCACUACAGGACUUUGUUUGAAAUCAUGUCCAAACUUUGUGGACACAUAAACAGUGAAAUGAAGAAGACCAGCUACUCUGCUCUUGAAGCUUUUCUAAAACAGGUUGCUGCACUUGUGGCUGAGAAUAUUGAACAGCAUGAAGGCAAGCUGAAGUACUUCAUGCAGAAGUUUUGCUCUAUUAUCAGGACAAUGGAUUCAUCUAACAAAGAGCUGUCCAUCGCUAUCAGAGGAUAUGGACUUUUUGCUGCUCCCUGUAGGGCUGUGUGCCCUCAAGAUGUGGAUUUGAUGUAUGUCGAGCUCAUCCAGCGCUGUAAGCAGAUGUACCUGACCGAAUCAGACCGGGAUGAUGAUAAUGUUUACCAGCUUCCCAGUUUUCUGGACUCCAUAGCCAGUGUUCUGGUACACCUGGACAAGAUUCCUGAAGUGUACACGUCUGUGCUGGAGCGUCUCCUGGUGGUUCAGAUCGACACUUUUCCCCAGUACAGCCAGAGGAUGCAGUACACCACCUGUCGCUCUAUCAUCAAGGUUCUUGUAGCAAUGGCAGCCAGGGGCCCUGUUCUGUGGAGUUUUACCAGCUCUGUGGUUCACCAAGGCUUGAUUCGUGUGUGUUCCAAACCAGUGGUACAAGCAGAGGAGCAAGGUGCUGCUCAGAGUAGUCCCAGGACUGAGGAGGGAGCUGGUGAACCCACGUUGGUGCGAUCUGGAAAAUGGAGGGUUCCAUCUUGUAAGGAUUAUCUGGACCUUUUCAGAGGGCUUCUGGACUGCGAGAAUCUUAAGGACACCGGAUUUCUUGAUGGUGCUGCAUUAACCAAAAACUACAGCCUGAAAGCCCUAAACAGGCUCUUGUAUGAUGCAUUUGUGCAGUCGAUCAUGAAGAUUGUGGAGAAGCUUGAUCUCUCUGUGCAGAAAGUGAAAGCAGAAGAUGAGGGACAAAGUGACGUAGGCUCUGGUUUUAUACCCUCUUCUGAUCCCACAAGCAACCUGAUACCCAAUAAACCCAAAGAUUUCACUGCCUUCAUUAAUUUAGUAGACUUCUGCAGUCAGUUACUUCCAUCAAAGAAUCCAGAGUAUUUUGCACAGUGGAUGUACCCUCUGUGCCACGAGCUCAUCCUUCAGUCAAUUCGAUUUCCUCUGGUCAGUGGAUUUUACAGGCUGCUUUCUUUGUCUAUGCUCCUUGCCAAGAAGAUCCAGUAUUUUCAGGAUCAGGGACCCAAAAGCAUAAGUGAGGGCUCCCCGGCUGGAAGUGCCUGUUUUGCACUUAUUUCAAAGUUCGGCAAGGAGGUCUGUGUCCGUAUUAAACAGUAUAAGGAUGAGCUUCUGGCUGCGUGUCUGACUUUUGUGUUGUCUCUCCAUCCGGAUAUGGUGGCUCUGGACAUCAAAGCGUACAUCCCAGCACUACAGGCUGCUUUACGACUGGGUCUGAGUCAUGCUCCACUAGCCACUGCAGCACUGGACGCUCUGGAGUCAUGGUCCUCCCACAUCCCCUUCUCCAUCAUUCAACCACACUAUGCAGACAUUCUGCCUCACUUGGACGGCUACCUCAAAACAGCCACCAGCAGUGGUAAGGAUGAGGGCAGUAUGAGUGUGACUUUUGUGUCAUCGGGCACUGAAAAGGGAUAUGGCAAAGUAAUGAUGAGGCUCCUAAAGAAGUCCAAACAUCUGCCUCUGGCGGAUGAUUCUCCCAUCACUGCAGUGCGAAGGCGAGUGGUGCGACUUUUAGGCCACCUUGGAGGACAGCUGAACAGGAACCUUGUAACAGCCAUUUCUACAGAGGACAUGCUGAGGCGCUUUGUAGCGUGGGACAGUGAAAAAAGACUGAGCUUUGCUGUGCCAUUCAAAGACAUCAAGCCUGUAAUCUACCUGGACCCUUUUCUGCCGCGAAUCACAGAGCUUGCCCUUUCCUCCAGCGACAGGCAAACUAAAGUGGCAGCAUGUGAGCUUCUUCACAGUCUGGUGGUGUAUAUGGUGGGAAGAGGAGCUCAGAUGGCAGAGGGCGAGAAGUCUACUCCACCCAUGUACAAUCUGCACAAACGGGUCUUUCCUGUGCUCUUACGCCUGGCCUGUGAUGUUGAUCAGGUUACCAGGCAGCUGUUUGAGCCGCUGGUGAUGCAGCUGAUCCACUGGUUCACCAACAACAAAAAGUUUGAGAGUCAGGACACAGUAGCGGUGCUGGAAGCCAUUCUGGAUGGAGUGGUGGACCCACUGGACAGCACCUUGAGAGAUUUUAGUGGCCGCUGCAUUCAGGAAUUUGUGAAAUGGUCAAUUAAACAGACCACUCCAAAACAGCAGGAGAACAGCCCAGCUAACAUCAAGUCCUUGUUCAAGCGCAUCUACAGCCUGGCUUUGCAUCCCAAUGUGUUUAAGAGACUUGGAGCUGCACUCACCUUUAACAACAUCUAUAGACACUUCAGAGAGGAAAACUCUCUUGUGCAGCAGUUUAUAUUUGAGGUGCUUGUGGUGUUCGUGGAGAGCUUGGCUUUAGCACACUCGGAUGAAAAGUCGCUGGGAACCAUCCAGCAGUGCUGCAGCGCUUUGGAUCAUCUUAAAAGGAUAAUCAAACACAAGGCAGAGACUCUCAAUCAGAAUGCCAAGCAGAGACGCAUACCUAGGGGUUUCCCUCCAGAGCAGCCGCUCUCUCUCUGUAAUGUGGUUACAUGGCUAUUGACCCAAUGUGGACGUCCACAGACUGAAUGUAGGCACAAGUGCCUGGAGCUUUUCUAUGAGUUUGUGCCACUGCUACCAGGUAAGGCUUCUGCCGCACAGUGGCUGGAGGACCACAUAAAAAGAGACGGUCAGGAGUUUAUCAUCGCACGUCUGGAGGGUGGAGGUUUGCUGUCUCAACCCACUCUAAGAGAACUGGAAGCUCCCUUUAGUGUUCGAGCCACACUGCAAUGGAUGGAUCUGUUGCUGGCUGCUCUCGACUGCUACAACACUUUCACCAGUCUCCGUCUUCUUCAGCCUGGGAAUAUUCUGGACUCCAGUGAGAAAUCCAGCUUUCUGCCAGCCGUCCGUUUCUUCCUGACAGAACUGGCACUGGAUGACUUAAAGGCAGCAAGGGCCUGUUUUAAGGCAGCUGAUUCCACUUGGCCUCACUUUAGCCCUCGAGAGACGGAGCUCUACAACUACAGCAAGUGCACCAUCAUUGUACGACUGCUGGAGUUCUCCACCAUGGUUCUGCUCAAAUGCCAGCAGGACCUCUGGAAGCUGCUGGAACAAGAUCUUUUCAGUGCUACCUUCUUCACGCUGGUCACUAUGACUGUGUGUGAACCGUCUUCUGUUGGGUUCAACAUGGCCGAUCUGGAGGUGAUGACUCGCCUGCCAGAGGUGUGUGUACCGCUACUAAAGGCCCUGGCAGCAACCCAUUAUAGGACAGCUCUGGAGAACAGCAUCAGGAAGAAGAUAACUACACAAUGUGUGGAGGAAUUGUGUGCAGUGGAUCUGUAUGAUCUGGACACUCAGGAUAGCCAUGCCAGGCUGGAACUUUUACUCUCAGCCUUUAAACAGCUUCACCAAAGUGGGCUUCUGAGCUCCAUCCUGCACAACCAGGACUUGGCUUAUAUUAGGUCUCUAGGUUUUAAACUUCUCAUGGCAGUGUACAGAGGCAUUGCACCUGGAGGGAACAGGAAGUCCCUCCCCUCUAUGGAUGUCAGUAGCAGGAAGUUGGCUAACGGUUUAGUGCAGCUGGCUUUCUCUCUGGGUGAUCAGACGGAACAGUUGGUGGAUUUGCUGCUCAAUUCAGUCACUCUGUCAGUGCCUCUGUCAGGCAGCCUGAACCCUCACUUUCUAAGCUUUUCCCAUGGAGAAUAUUUCUACAGCCUCUUCCAGAACACAGUUAAUGCAGAACUUCUGUGCCACUUGGACUGCUCUGUUCCUCUGCUACUCAAUGCAGCCACCAAAAACCCCAACAUGGUCAGUGUCCUUCUCAACGGCAUGUUGGACCACAGUUUUCGUGAGCGCUCGGUCAGGAAGACUCAAGGCUCACGACUGGCUGAGCAAGUACUAAGGGGGUGGGACUUGCUGAAACCAUGGUGGGCUAGCCAAGACGCCUCACCAGAGAGCAAAACUUCAAUCCUUACAUUGCUUUCCAAAGUUCUACAGAUUGAUUCUUCUGUAAGCACGAAUACUGAUCAUCCAGCGUUCACCUCAGUUUUUGCUACCUUCAUCAGUCUUAUCACAGAUAUGGCUCUGCCCCUAAAUCUGAAGAGCCAGGCCCUGAUCAUGCUGCCCUUCUUUACUACAUUACCCACUGGCCCUUUGGAGGAACUAAAGAGGGCUCUAGAGGCCUUAGUGGCCAAUCAUUUUCCAAUGCAAUCAGAUGAGUUCCCUCGUGGAUCGCUUCAGCGCAACAAUUACAUGGAUUGUAUUCGUAAGUUUUUAGAUGCACUGGAGCUAUCCCAGAGCCCCCUUCUGUUAAAGCUAAUGGCUAAAGUCCUAUGUCGAGACAAAAAGCACCUCAUGGAGGACCUCUUUCAGACAUGCUUCCAGAGAAUUGUGAGACAGUCGAGCUGUGAAGGCCAAGUUCUCCUUCUCUGCACCAUCUAUGAGAUGUUCCAAUCCAAAGAUGUUCCUAUGAACUUUAUGCUCAUGGGCCUGUUGGACCGAGUGCUCAUCCCACUGGCCACUCAUUGUAGUGCUAAAGCGCUGGCUCAGUUUUUCAUCACCAACGUGGCUAACAUCAUGAGUAGCCUACAGGCUCGCUUUUCUAAAUCUGUCGAAUCUACUUUCGAGACUCAAAUCAUCAUGAAGAUCGGUUGCUGUAGGCUGCUGGAGUUGCUUUACUCUCGCCUGCCAAAAGAGGAGGUCUACUCAAAAGACUCAGCCAUUAACCAGGCCUUUUGUGGUCCAGCCAAGGGUGAGGGAAACGAACUGUCCAAAAGUCUGCUCAAGACAUGUUUUGAGGCUUUUACAGAGAACAUGGCAGGAGAGACGGCUCUGCUGGAGUUAAGGAGGCAGUACCACUGUGCAGCGUACAACUGUGGCAUUGCACUCAUCAGCUGCUGCUUUAACGAGACAAAGUUUUACCAGGGGUUUCUCUUCACCGAGAAACCAGAAAAGAAUCAGUUUAUUUUUGACAACCUCAUUGACACACAAAGGACGUACAACUUUCCCAUCGAGAUUGAUGUUCCUAUUGAAAGAAAGAAGAAAUAUGUAAUGAUUAGAAAGGAAGUGAGUGAAGAAAACAAAGAUGCACCAGUAUACCUCUCUUCUCAGUCCUACAUGGCUGACAGUAGUCUCAGUGAGGAGAUGAGUCAGUUUGACUUCUCUACUGGGGUCCAAAGCUUUUCCUACAACUCCCAGAAUCCAGCAGCCCAUCGCAGCAGCAGCAGGACAAGGGACCGCAUGGAGGAUCUGUCUCCCGAUGAGGCUGUUGAGUUGGAGAUGGAUGAGCUGAACCAGCAUGAGUGCAUGGCCACCAUGACUGCCCUGUUCCACCACAUGCAGAGAAACAACAUUACGCCAAAAGUAGAGGAAGGUGUGAUACCAACUGAUCUUCCUCCCUGGAUGAAGUUCCUGCAUGGAAAGUUGAUGAAUCCAUCAACCCUUCUGAACAUCCGACUUUUCAUCGCCAAACUGAUCAUUAACACUGAAGAGGUGUUCCGUCCCUAUGCCAAACAUUGGUUGGGUCCACUUUUACAGCUGGUGGUUUCUGGUAACAACGGAGGAGAGGGCAUCCACUUCAUGGUGGUGGACAUUGUGGUUACUGUCCUUUCUUGGAUUAGUGUGGCUACUCCAAAGGGUAACACUAGAGAUGAAGUCCUGGCCAAUCGUUUGAUAGAGUUUCUAAUGAAAAACUGCUUCCACAACAAGAGGGCCGUGUUCAGGCAUAAUCUGGAGAUCAUUCGUACCAUAGUGGAAUGCUGGAAAGACUGUCUGCACAUUCCGUACAGUCUGAUAUUUGGCCACUUUUCUGGAACAGAUACCAACAGUAAAGACAACUCUGUUGGAUUGCAGCUCUUAGGCAUUGUGUUGGCCAAUCAUCUUCCCCCGUAUGAUCCUGCAUGUGGCAUUGAGCAUGACAGGUACUUCCAAUCCCUGGCCAACAACCUGUCCUUCACUAGAUAUAAAGAUGUAUACUCUGCUGCUGCGGAAAUCAUUGGGUUAACCCUAAACUACAUGACUGACAGGCAAGAUCAAAAUGAUGCCUGCUUGUUAAACGCAACUGUUACCAAACUCAUGGACUUAAAGAAGAAGGAUCUGAAUGACAAAUUUGUUAUAUGUUUGAGCAAAUGCAUCAAACACUUCCCACCUCUGCUAGAUCGAUUCGUCAAUCAUGUUUUUUAUCUGCUGCCAAAACUACAUGGCAUGUUGAAGACUUACUGCCUGGAUUGUGUGCUCACCCGUGCUGAUGUCAUUCCGGAUAUCUUCCUGCACCUCAAGACCAAGGGCUUUACUCAGAUUAUGGCCCAAAGAGAUGAGGCAAGGCAGCGGGUGUGUCUGGACAUUGUACAUAAGAUCCUGGGGAUUCUAAAGCCAGAUGAGCUGAAGCAGAUUUUAGGGGCAGUCUGCGCCUUUGUCUCUCACCCAUCACCUGCAUGCAGAGAGAGGAUGUAUGCCAUCCUGAUGUGGAUCCAGGAUAACUACAGUGAUCCUGAGAGCAGAGCAGACAAUACAUGUGUAGAAGUACUUGAUACAGCUAAGGAAACACUCCUCCAGGGUCUAACGGAGGAGAAUCUGGGCUUACAGUUGUACGUACGAAACUUCUGGAGUCACGAGAGCCGUUUACCAUCUGCUACGCUGGACCGAAUGCUUAAAGUGCUGGACUCUCUGUACUCAUCCCGCAUCGAGGAACGCUUCCUUAGCCUGGCUACAGACUUACUGCUGGAAAUGACCAGUCAGAGUCCCGACUACACGCGCAACAUGUUUGAGUUCCCACUGUCCGAGUGCACAUUUCAGGAUUACACAAUUGACUCUAACUGGCGUCUGCGGAGCACCGUCCUCACCCCCAUGUUCAUGGAAACCCAAAUGACCCAGGCAGCAGGCUCACAGGGGUCGGGGAGUGCAGGGAUGCAGCCAGCCAGCAUGAAGGGUCAAAUCCGAGCAACCCAGGCCUCUCUCGAGUUCUCCCAGACUCAGGCUCCUGGAGCAGGUCGACGUUAUAACUGGUUGACAGGAAGCAGUGUGGACACACUAGCAGAUUACUCGCUAUCUUCUGACUCUGCUUCGUCCCUGCUGGUGUUUGAAAAGAAAAGAGCGGAACGGCCUGCAACUUGGAGAGCUGUGGGCUCCGAUUUUGGAUCCAAACGACUGACUGCCUCUACCGAUGAGACAGACAGUCGCAGUGCAGCUGAACGGGAACGACGUGCCGAUAUUCUAAGGCUGAGGCGACGGUUCCUAAAGGACAAAGAAAAGGAGAACAUCAAGUUUGCACAGAGAGAAAUCCAGUCCCAAAGAACAGAAAGGGAAAAAAGGGCAGAGCAGAAAUUAAGGCAAGAAGCUCAGAUCACCUUGUACCGUAGCUACAGGGUGGGAGAUCUGCCUGACAUUCAGAUUCAGUACAGCAGUCUUAUUGCACCCUUACAGGCCCUGGCACAGAGGGAUGCCACACUGGCCAAGCAACUGUUCAGUUCCCUGUUUUCUGGCGUUCUGGUUGAGCUGGAGAGAUCACAUCCUUCUAAAGAGCAAGUGGGGAUCCUGAAGGAUCUGCUGCAGAACAUGAACAACUUUCUGUACAACAGCACUACGUAUUUCCCGCCCUUUGUUGCUUGUGUGCAGGACAUGUGUUACCAGCACAAGGCCCUGCUGCAUGUACAGCCUGCCAGUGUCAGUACCAGCUGUUUGGCCAGCUUGCAGCAGCCAGUGGGUAUUCUUCUUCUGGAGGAAAGCCUGCAACACUCCAGCAACAUGCCUGAAGAGCCUCCCUCCAAGCGGGCACGGGGCAGAAGGGAGAUGCCCCCUGACACAGAGCGCUGGAUUCAUUUAGCAAAGUUGUAUAGGUCUUUGGGGGAUUAUGAUGUUGUAAGGGGCAUCUUUGGUGGGAAGGUUGGCACAAAGCCCAUCACAUGCACUGCACUGCAGUCAGAAGCAAAAAGUGACUACGCAGAGGCAGUAAAGCUAUACAAUGAGGCACUGAACACAGAGGAGUGGAAGGAUGGGGACCCAACUGAUGCAGAGAAGGACUUUUGGGAGAUUGCAGCUCUGGAGGCCUAUAAUCACCUCACUGAGUGGAAGUCUCUGCAGUACUGUGCUACAGUUAACAUAGAUGACAGCUCCCCAGUCAACCUGGACAAGAUGUGGGAUGAUCCAUUUUAUCAGGAAACGUACCUGCAGCACAUGAUGCGCAGUAUGCUGAAGCAGUUGCAGCUGGGCCAGAGGAGCCAGGAUCUGCUAAGCUUUGUGGAUGCUGCUAUGAAGGUGGAGCAACGGAAACUGGUGAUGGAGACGCACUAUAGUCAGGACCUCAGUCUGCUCUACAUCCUGCAAGAAGACUACGACCGAGCAAAAUACUAUGCCAACAAUUGCAUGCAGGUCUUCAUGCAGAACUACUCCAGUAUCGACCCACUGCUAAACCGCAGUCGUUUGACGAUCCUUCAAUCAGUCCAAGCUUUGACUGAAAUCCAGGACUUCCUGCAGUACAUCACAGGAGAAAUCUCAGUGUGUUCUCUGAAAAGGGUAAUCAAGCGGUGGACCAGUUGCUACCCUGAUGCUAAAGUUGACCCGAUGAAUGUGUGGGAUGACAUUAUCACAUCCCGUUGUUUCUUCUUGGAUAAGAUCUUGGAAAAGCUCAGCUCUUCUCCUGCAAACAGUAUGGAAGUAGAUGGUGCUGAGCAGGACAGCAUGGAAGACUUAGGAGCCUUGGUGAAGGACUGCAAGUUUAAUAUGAAACUCUGCAUGGCAGAUAGUGCCUGGAGACAGAACAACUUUUCCGUGGCCACCAAGCUGUUGAAAGAGCUACACAGGGAGGCGAAGACUGAGAAGGACUGGCUGCAGCACUGGGUUCACUGCUUUAGCCGCUUCACACAGCGUAGGAGCCAUAGUCUGGGUCCUGCAGAGCAAAUCAGCUCCUUGCUCAAGACUGUACCACUGCUCGAGGAGAUUGAGAGGCAGGGUGAAGGCUGCAUUGGCAAGGUGUUUAGGGACCAAAGGAUACUGCUGGGCACCAACCUUGACCUUUUGGCUUGUGCUGUGCACCGCAGUCCUUCGACUUUGGAGGCCCUUGGAGAGGAGAAGGCACAGAAAGUGCUACAACUUUCUGGGGCUUCUGAUUAUCAUCAGGUGGUGGAAGGGCUGCAGACGCAUGCUCUGGAUCUUUUAAGGAGUGCUGCAUGUAAGGCUGAGGAAGAGGAGCAAUCAUUCAGCCACAAGCAUGCAGACACAGCGGGUAUUACAGAGGCCUACAUGACUCUUGCCAACUUCUGUGACCGACGACUAAGAGAAGAUGAGCAAAGAGUAGAUGCAAUGAGCACAUCUAGUCUGCAAAGUCUGCCUGCUGAUGUGGUAAAGAUGGUGCUGAAAGCACUGAAGCUUAAUUCUGAGGAAGCCAGACUCAAGUUUCCACGUCUGCUGCAGCUGGUGGAGCUCUACUCCGCAGAGACGUUGGAUCUGAUGACUAAAGAGUUGGUGAGUGUUCCCUGCUGGCAGCUGAUUGGCUGGAUCAGUCAGAUGAUGGCUCUGUUGGACAAGCCAGAGGCAGUGGUGGUUAAGCAUGUGAUUGAGCAGAUUGCAGAGUGUUAUCCACAGGCACUCGUUUACCCCUUCAUGAUAAGCAGUGAGGGAUACAAAUUCGAGGAGUCCGCCAUCGGUCACCAAAAUCAGGAGUUUGUUAACAAGCUGAAGGCAAUGCUGGAUAAAGGAGGGGUCAUUCGAGAGUUUGUUAAUGCUCUUCAGCAGCUCACCAAUCCUGAUAUGCUGUUUAAGGAUUGGUUGGACGACCUUAAGAGUCAGUUGGAGAAACCCAGAUUUGACAAGAAGAAGAUGAAGGAGCUGUAUGAAGAAAUGUGUGCCUCACUUUUUGACUCAACUCAAGCAAUUGGAGCUUUCAGGAGAAAAUUUAUUCAGAAAUUCUCCAGAGAAGUGAAUAAGCUUUUUGGUCCAGGUGGUACUAAAGUGUUUGAGAAGCGUAAAGAUAAAGAGUAUCUGAGGAAAGUGGAAGAGCUGGGAAUAAAUAUGAAAGGUUUUCAGAAGGAGCCUGGGAAUCUAAAGGAGUAUUCACCAUGGCUCAGCAACUUCAGAGCAGACACGCUCAGGAACGAGCUGGAGGUGCCAGGACAGUAUGAUGGUAGAUCCAAACCUCUGCCUGAGUACCAUGCAAAGAUCACAGGUUUUGAUGAAAGGGUUAAGAUCAUGACUUCCAUUCGUCGUCCAAAACGUCUCAUUGUGCGCGGUGAUGAUGAGAGAGACCACCCCUUUUUGGUGAAAGGGGGAGAAGACCUUCGGCAAGACCAGCGUAUCGAGCAACUCUUCGGGAUCAUGAACAUUAUUCUCAACCAGGACGCAGCCUGUUCCCAACGUAGCCUGACACUACGUACCUACCAGGUCGUUCCCAUAACCAGCAGGAUUGGGCUGAUAGAAUGGAUGGAGAACACCUGUACUUUAAAAGAGUUCCUGUCUAGCAGAAGGACUGAGCAGGAGCAGAAAACAGAACUUGAUCCUAUAAACAUGUAUGAUACUUGGCUAAAUAAAGUUGCUGGGAAGAUAGUGGGAAUAAGAAGAUAUGCUGAGGCAUACAGGAGGGCAAGCCGAACGGACACCGUAAAUAACUUUAAAAGGAUUGAGCAGACUGUGCCAGAGGAUCUGCUGAGACGAGCUUUUGUAAGAAUGAGCACAACGCCUGAAGCUUUUCUCUCACUGCGCUCUCACUUUGCCAGCUCCCAUGCACUACUCUGCAUUAGUCACUGGGUGCUGGGCAUUGGAGACCGCCACCUCUCCAAUUUCAUGAUCAAUACUGAAACAGGAGGCAUGAUCGGCAUUGACUUUGGCCAUGCUUUUGGAUCAGCAACUCAGUUUCUGCCAGUGCCGGAGCUGAUACCAUUUCGGCUUACCAGGCAGUUUGUGAGUCUGAUGAAGCCCAUGGCCGAGUCUGGCCUGAUCCGCAGCGUGAUGGUUCACUCACUCCGGGCUUUCAGAGAUAAGCCUGAUCACCUACUCAACACGAUGGAUGUGUUUGUCAAAGAGCCAUCUCUGGACUGGAAGAACUUUGCAGUGAAGCAGCUAAAGAAAGGAGGCUCCUGGACAGAGAGUGUUAAUACAGAGGAAAUCAACUGGUACCCACUACAGAAGAUCAACUUUGCUCAUAGAAAGCUAGAGGGAGCAAACCCCUCAGUCAUUACCAGUGAAGAGCUGCAGCUUGGCUUUGAGAAGGACCCCACGUUUAAGGGCAUGCUGGAUGCGGCUCGAGGGAGCGAGGAACACAAUAUCCGCGCCCGGCUCGGAGAAAAAGACCUGAGAGUGGAAGAGCAGGUGGAUUGCCUUAUAGACCAGGCGACUGAUGCAAAUCUACUGGGCAAGACAUGGGUAGGCUGGGAGCCCUGGAUUUAAUGUACCACGUUUUUCUAGCACUUAAUUCCGUUGUGCCUCUUAUAUGUAGGUAACUGACAAGAGCUUUACUGUUGUAGCCUAAUGACAUCACAAAAAACUAAUCGAAUUAGACUUAUUAGCAGAAAUAUUGAUUUGACUGUAGGGCUUGGACCAAAUGCUGUGCUAAUUAUGUUAUACAUUCAUAAAACCUUUCUACAAAGUCAUUGAUGAAUUGUGGUGUAAGGCUCUGCUACCAAAGUAGAAUUGUCUUUUACAAUAGGGCGAGGUCAGAUGAUCAGUUUAGUUUGGUGUGUUGGAGGUUUUUUUAGACAAGACAAGCCUUUAAUAAAAAAAAUGCUGUGUCAGUGUGGGCCUUUGGGAUUUUGGUCACUGAUUUUGGGAUGGGAUGUAACUUUUUUUUUUUACCAUUAAAUGCUCGUCAUCAAUUA
Messenger RNA from Trichomycterus rosablanca, 12791 nucleotides. RefSeq names its product protein kinase, DNA-activated, catalytic subunit (gene prkdc). Bases 1 to 12363 code for a protein of 4120 amino acids. The record is from RefSeq and is a predicted model, not a curated record. Gene Ontology annotation, biological process: double-strand break repair via nonhomologous end joining; protein phosphorylation; immunoglobulin V(D)J recombination. Gene Ontology annotation, cellular component: nucleus. Gene Ontology annotation, molecular function: DNA-dependent protein kinase activity; protein binding. The transcript has 86 exons. NCBI's taxonomy places the organism in Eukaryota, Metazoa, Chordata, Actinopteri, Siluriformes, Trichomycteridae.